Messenger RNA from Perkinsus marinus ATCC 50983, 1210 nucleotides. RefSeq names its product Transmembrane protein, putative. The transcript is spliced from 5 exons. Lineage: Eukaryota; Perkinsozoa; Perkinsida; Perkinsidae. The coding region runs from base 18 to 1070 and encodes 350 amino acids. Gene Ontology annotation, cellular component: membrane. The record is from RefSeq and is a predicted model, not a curated record.
AGUGUUCUUACGUUACUAUGAAGACCGAUUUCUCAACGGAGUCAACAUCGCCUCUACUUGCGCCUACCUCGGUUCGCCCUCGAGCUAACUCACGUGGUGAAGUCCGCAUGGGCCUGGGCGUCGUGUUUGUGUUUAUUUCGGCCUUUGCCUUCUCCACGAUGAGCUUUCUGGCCUCUAUCGCUAGUCGCUGGUUUGCCUCUUCGGAGACCAUGUUUAUUCGAUGUAUAAUGCAGCUUAUAUUCGCAUGGGCCGCUUGCAGGGCGGCUAAGGUACCUGUCUUGCCUAGCCUCAGUGCGCCUCAUCAUCUCUUCUGGUGGGUCAUGCUCAGAGGCCUUUUCGGUGCCGCAGGGAACUGGAUUCUAUACUACUCCUUGUCUCAGCUCCCUCUGGCAGAUGCAUCUAGUCUAUUCUUCACUCAGCCUAUGUUCACCCUUACGUUAGCUCCUAUUCUUAUCCACGAGAAAAUAGCUCCCAGGCAGGUCUUGGCGGUCCUGUUUGCAGUCUGUGGUGUCUUCUGCAUCGCACAUCCAGCGUGGCUAUUCGGCUCUUCAAUAGCCGGGUAUGAGGCCAUGGGUAAUGUCGAUGCUCAGUUGCCUAGAUGGCUAGCCAUUAUAGUAUGCCUUUGCGGUAGCUUCUGCUCUGCUAUGGUUUUCAUCACAGUCAGUAAUAUCGGCCGCAGGGCACACUGGUCUCAGCUUGUCUUUGCCUUUGCUAUCAUCGGCACCUGCGUAGCGACUAUCCCUCUAGUGGCACAGCUAGCGCCUCUGAGGUGGCCUCGAGGCAUCGUGCCCUACAUAGUGAUUAUCUCGGUCGGUUGUUGCGCCCUUGUUGGCCAGGCGACAUUCAACUACGGCAUGCAACUGUGUCAGUCGGCAGUGACCAGUUCACUUGUCAGGCAGUCGGACCUCAUUUUCGCAUUCAUUUAUCAGGCCCUGUUCCUCAGCCACCCAUUGACGUGGUACGUCAUUGUUGGUGGAUGCUUCGUUCUAGGAGGUGCCCUCACUGAUGCCGUACCCAAGGUUAUCAAGGAGCUCCGCAACAAGGGCUACCUAGCACAAAAGGCUCACUAAUACAAUGCUUGCCUAUGUGGUAAAACACCCCUAGCUUCAUUGCUAUUUACCUCAGCACCUCACAACCUUGUAUUCAUCUGCUUCUAUGUACGUUACUAAAUCGUAUUGAUAUCUCUCUAGCAUUGAAAUGGGUUUCCUCG